UGUAGAAAGACCCAAUCGACACAUGGAGGAAAAAACGCAGACAAAACGGAAGAAUUAACAAAAUAAAUACAUAUUUAAUCAAGUUUGCAAGUGCUGUGCUCGGUGGUUUUGUGGAACAUAUAGUUUGUUUCGUUUUGCCAAACGUGCGCGGGGUUUGCUACCUAUGACGACAGUGAGUUUUUCCUUAGCCAGUGCAAGUGUAUGAGUGUGUGCGUGAGUGAGUUUUUAAGAUUUACUGAUGGCUGAAAAUGUUUAAUUAGCAACGAAAACCGAAGAAAAUGAAUACACUAACUUGAAAUAGCCGACAUACAUGAAGGAAAUUCAGCGAAAAAUAGCCGAACGCAAUAAUUUUCAACUGAAAUCAGAUUAAAGCGAUGUCCGCCAAAACCGAGGCGGACAAUACCACGACCGCCAGCUCCGGCGGUGGCAACAGUAGCAGCAGUGGCGGCGGGGGAUCGGGAAACACAUCCUCCUCGAACGGAACCGCCACACCGGCGCGUCGUCUUCGCACACGCAACUCGACGGGAAAUGGUCCGGCGAGCGGCAGUGAAUCCGGCAAGAAAUCGAAUCCAAACGAUGAACCCUCAACACCAGCUGCUGCUUCGGCCGCCAGUGGGCAUGGCCCCUCGCCGGCUGCCUCAACGGAGCGUCCAAUGCCAAGCGUUCCCAUGAACCAUGCCAGCAGCAGUGUGUCGGCGAGCAGGAAGUACCACAACAGUUGUCCCCAUCCCACGCCCACAGUGCACAAGAAGACGGUGCACACGCAGCCGCACAGCAGCAAUAAGUUUGAUCAGGGCAAGAAUGAGGAGUUUCACUUUGACACGCCGCCCGAGUGCCCCGUGUUUCGGCCAACUAUAGAGGAAUUCAAGAAUCCGCUGGCCUACAUCAGCAAGAUUCGAUCGGUGGCCGAGAAGCAUGGCAUUGCCAAGAUCCAGCCGCCGGCGACAUGGUCGCCAUCGUUUGCCGUGGAUGUGGACAAGCUGCGUUUUGUGCCGCGUGUUCAGCGGCUCAACGAGCUGGAGGCCAAGACCAGGGUGAAGCUCAAUUUCCUGGAUCAAAUCGCCAAGUUUUGGGAGCUGCAAGGCUCCUCCCUCAAGAUCCCGAUGGUGGAGCGCAAGGCCCUCGAUCUGUACACCCUCCAUCGCAUUGUGCACGAGGAGGGCGGCAUGGAGCAGACCACCAAGGACCGCAAGUGGGCGAAGGUGGCCAAUCGUAUGCAGUAUCCAUCCAGCAAGAGUGUUGGCGCUACCCUGAAGAGUCACUACGAGCGCAUUCUCCAUCCCUUCGAGGUGUACACCUCGGGCAAGGUUCUGGGUCCAGCUGCAGCAGCUGCCGCAGCCACGGCCAGCGGCACGCCCACGCCAGUGAAGCUCGAAGAUGUGGGCACCGAGUACAAGGCCCACGAGAUAGCCACACGUCAGCAGAUCGCACCACCCAAUGAGACGAACACACGUCGCUCCAAGCGCUUUGGCAACUCCACUGCCAGCUGCGGCCUGGCAGGCGGCGCAUCCUGUGGCAAGGAUGGGUCUGCGGGUGGUGUGGUCAUCAAAACGGAGACAAAGGAGGACUUUAAACGCGAUCUUCUGAGCAGUUUCAAUGCUGUGCAAGGCGGUGGCAUGCCUGCUGGCGGCAUACCUGCUGGCCGCGGCGGUCCCAACAAGGCUAAGACCAACAACGAACCGACGCCAGCUGCUCCGCCACUAAUUGAUCCACUGAUGAAGUACAUUUGCCACAUCUGCAAUCGCGGCGAUGUCGAAGAAUCGAUGCUGCUGUGCGAUGGCUGCGACGACAGUUACCACACGUUCUGCCUGCUGCCGCCCUUGACCAGCAUACCCAAAGGUGAAUGGCUUUGUCCGCGCUGCGUCGUUGAGGAGGUGAGCAAGCCCCAGGAGGCGUUUGGCUUUGAGCAGGCCGAAAGGGAGUACACCCUGCAGCAGUUUGGCCAGAUGGCGGAUCAAUUUAAACAGGAAUAUUUCCGCAAGCCGGUGCAUUUGGUGCCUACCGAGUCGGUGGAGCGUGAGUUCUGGCGCAUUGUCUCAUCGAUCGAUGAGGAUGUGACCGUCGAGUAUGGCGCCGAUUUGCAUACAAUGGAUCAUGGUUCGGGCUUCCCCACCAAGAGCUCGCUGUAUCUGCUGCCGGGCGAUCAGGAGUAUGCCGAGUCCAGCUGGAAUCUGAACAAUCUGCCGCUGCUCGAGGACUCCAUUUUGGGGCACAUCAAUGCGGAUAUUAGCGGCAUGAAUGCCCCCUGGAUGUAUGUGGGCAUGUGCUUUGCCGCCUUCUGCUGGCACAACGAGGACCACUGGAGCUAUUCCAUCAACUAUUUGCACUGGGGCGAACCGAAGACCUGGUACGGCGUGCCCGGCUCGUGUGCCGAACAAUUUGAGGAGACCAUGAAGCGCGCCGCACCCGAGCUGUUCUCCUCGCAGCCCGAUCUGCUGCAUCAGCUGGUGACAAUUAUGAACCCCAAUAUAUUGAUGAACAAUCGGGUGCCUGUGUUUCGCACCGAUCAGCAUGCCGGCGAGUUUGUCAUCACCUUUCCGCGCGCCUAUCAUGCGGGCUUCAAUCAGGGCUAUAACUUUGCCGAGGCCGUCAACUUUGCGCCCGCCGAUUGGCUGAAGAUGGGCCGUGAGUGCGUCAAUCAUUAUUCCAUGCUGCGUCGCUUUUGUGUCUUCUCCCACGACGAGCUGGUGUGCAAAAUGGCCUUGGAGCCGGCCAAACUGACGUUCGGCAUAGCCACCGCCUGUUACAUCGACAUGGCCGAAAUGGUGGACACUGAAAAGAAGCUGCGCAAGUCCCUGCUGGAGUGGGGUGUUACCCGAGCGGAGCGCCGCGCCUUUGAGUUGGUAAACGAUGAUGAGCGGCACUGUCAGGAGUGCAACACCACGUGUUUCCUUUCGGCAGUGGCCUGCGAGUGCAACGACAAGCUGAUUGUCUGUCUGCGGCAUUAUACCGUCCUCUGUGGCUGUGCCCCAGAGAAGCAUACGCUCAUCUAUCGCUACACGCUCGAUGAGAUGCCCCUGAUGUUGCAGAAACUGAAGGUCAAGGCGCACAGCUUUGAGCGUUGGCUCUCACGCUGCCGGGACAUUGUGGAUGCCCAAACACCCACCUCGGUGACACUCACCGAGCUGCAGGAGCUGUGCAAAGAGGCGGAGACCAAGAAGUUUCCCUCAUCGUUGCUGAUUGAUCGCCUCAAUGCAGCGGCCAUCGAAGCGGAGAAGUGCGUCACAGUCAUCCAGCAAUUGGGCAUCAAUAAGGUACGCACUCGUUCGGAUCACAAUCAGGAGGCGGCCCAAUACAAGCUGACAAUGGAGGAGCUCGAGCUGUUUGUCCAGGAAAUUGAUAAUCUUUGCUGCAUCAUCGAUGAGGGCACCUCGGUGCGGGAGCUGCUCGUUUUGGGCAAACAAUUUGUGGACCGUGCGGAGGCGCAGCUGCAGCUAACGUUGGAGGCUCUCGAGGAGAACGAACUGGAGACGCUGAUCAGUGAGGGCAGCUCGCUGCGGAUUGAACUGCAGCAGCUGGAUCAACUACAGAAGCGUCUGAAGCAGUGCAAGUGGUACAAACGCUCGCAGGGCUUGAGGGAGACCAGCUCGAAGCUGACGUAUCAGGAUGUCAAGAACCUGCUGCAUAUGGCAGCGGCAGACUUGGAUCCCACAGACCCAUACGUGGACAAGGAGAUGCGCAAGCUGCAGCAAAUAGGCGCCGACAUAGAGUCGUGGGAAUCGCAGGCGGCCAAGUAUUUCCGCCGCUUAACGCAACAGCACGAACUGGCGGAGAUUGAGCAGUUCUUAAAGUCGGCGAGCGAGAUAAGCGGACAGGUGCCAUCGCACAGUCUGCUCAAGGAUGCACUGCGCAAGGCGCGGGAGUGGCUGCGAGCCGUGGAGCAGCUGCAGCAGAACAAUCAUGUCACCUACUGUCACACGCUCGAGAAUAUGAUAGAGCGUGGGCUGAAUAUACCCAUCCAGUUGGAGGAGCUCAGCCGCAUGCAGGGGCACUUGUAUAGCGCCAAUCAGUGGAAGGAUAAUACGGCGAACGCCUUCCUGAAGAAGGGCACGUUCUAUACGCUGCUCGAGGUGCUGAUGCCACGGGCGGAUGCCAUCAACAUUGAUUCGGAUCUCAAGCCGCGCUUCCAGGAUGACUUUCUGAAGGAGAAGAAUCCGGCGGAGAUUGUCGACAGUUUUAAGCACGCCGAGGAGCAGGAGCUGCUCGACAUGCGCGACCUCAGGCGCCAGAACAUGACCAAGAACCCACUGCGGGACAUGUUCUGUCUGUGCAAGGCCGAGUUCCGUGGCCUCAUGUACAAUUGUCAGUUGUGCCGCGAUUGGUUCCACGAGGACUGUGUGCCACCACCACCGUCGGCAUCGAGUCAGAAUGGUUUGCUGAAUGGGGGAGGAGCAGGAAUCGGAGGCGGUAUGGUGCCGCCCGCGAAUCGGCCCAAGUGGCUGUGCCCCAGCUGUGUGCGCUCGAAGCGGCCGCGCCUGGAGACGAUCCUUCCACUGCUCGUCCAGCUGCAGCAGCUGCCCAUCCGUCUGCCCGAGGAUGAGGCAUUGCGUUGUUUGGCGGAGCGUGCCAUGAACUGGCAGGACAGGGCCCGCAAGGCGCUCACCAGCCCGGAUGUGAGUGCGGCCCAGGAGGCGAUUCUCGCCCAGCAGCAGAAGCGCCGCUCCGAGGGCGGUGGCAUCGGUAGUGGCGGUGGUGUUGUGGGCAACAUCAACAGUCCCCGCAAACCCCGGCGUCGUGGCAGCAUGGCCAAGGAGGCCAGCGGCUCCACAGAGUCGGAUGUCGAUGAUGAUGAUGAUGAUGACGAGUGCCGGCUACGGAUCGUCGAGGAUGGCUUCAGUAACGACGAGGAUGAGCUGCCCCGCCCCGCAACGAACACCGAAUCAAAUUCCGAUCUCCUCAAGCUGCUGUCCGAUAGCGAAAUUGAGAAUCUACUAGAUCUAAUGAUGGAGGGGGAUCUCCUCGAGGUCUCACUUGACGAGACGCUCGAGCUGUGGCGCAUCCUGGAGACAAUGCCGCCGACAAUGCUCCAAGCGGAGGCCAACAACCGUGUGGCCCAGCAUUUGCAGCGUCAGCGACAGCAGCCGACAUCUCUGCCGCCCGCAUCCUCCAGCAUUCACUCCGGCGCCGAGGACUCCAACGACAGCCUCCUCGUACAGAACAGUCCGAAUAGCAACAGCAACAACAGCAGCAGCACGCCGGCCACGAAUACACCCAACAAUGGGCGCAACAAGAAGCGGCGCUCGAACGAUGCCAGCGGCGGCAAUGCGGCUGUUCCACGCAAGAAACAGAACACACCCAAGCAGACGCCCAGCAAGAAGAAUGCUGGCGGUGGUGGAGCGGCUGCCAAUCGGAAGAGUGAGAGCAAAACGACGGCAGCAGCAGCUGCGGCGGCAGCAGCAGCAGCAACGACACCUGGAGCAGAUGCCGAUGCAGAGAAUAAGCAGGCGAAUGGCGGCAAUACCAACUCAAAUAUGUCCCCGGCUGCAGCAUCGGGGGCGGCGGGAGUGGGUAGCGCCUCGAACACACCCACGCCAACGGCCACGCCUGGUUCGGCGCAUAAGAAACGUAAGCGCACUUCCACCAACAAUAAUAGCAGCAACAGCAACAACAACAACAAUAGCAACAGCAGCAACACCAACACCAACAACAACACCAAUAGUAACAGUAACAACAACAACAGUCCGAGCACUCCUAGUGGAACGCAGGGGGCAGCGACACCGACAGCAGCAGCAGCACCACCAACGGGUGGCGGCGGUCAGAAGAAGCACGCCCAGCGCAAUCAACAGGCAGCCCAGGAGGAUGACGAGGAGGAAUGCAGGGCGGAGAACUGCCAUAAGCCGACGGGACGCGAAGUGGACUGGGUGCAGUGCGAUGGCGGCUGCAACGAGUGGUUUCACAUGUACUGUGUGGGUCUCAAUCGCAGCCAGAUCAAGGCCGAUGACGAUUACAUUUGUAUACGCUGCACGAAGACCGUCACCGUGGCGGUAAGCAGUAGUAGUAGUAGUAGUAAUCAUGGCAUGGCAACGGCAACGACAACGAUGGCGACGCCGGGCAAGCAGCGGGCAGUGCAAUCGGCGCGAUAGACAAUGAGAGAGAGAGAGAGAGAUAUGAUCUAGUAGAGGACGAAAGGAUAGGAGGAUAGAUAUUGGAUUUGCAAGCAACAGCCGUUUUGUGUUUUACGCAUGAUUUAAUAAGAAGGAAGAACUAGUACUACUACUACUACUACUACUACACGACACACACACACAUACACACAUUUACUAAGUUUAGUAAAAGUCACUUGAAAUGAGAGAGUUUUUGUAGUACAUAAUUUACAUAAUUAUUAUUGCUAUUAUUACGCAUCCGAAAACGUAAAACACACCACACAGAAAACCCCCAGAAAAAAGAAAGAAA
Drosophila subobscura is the source of this 6393-nucleotide messenger RNA. It is a transcript of the gene Kdm5, whose product is annotated as lysine-specific demethylase lid. Gene Ontology annotation, molecular function: histone demethylase activity; DNA binding. Gene Ontology annotation, biological process: chromatin remodeling. The coding region runs from base 375 to 6083 and encodes 1902 amino acids. The transcript is spliced from 5 exons. The record is from RefSeq and is a predicted model, not a curated record. Gene Ontology annotation, cellular component: nucleus. Lineage: Eukaryota; Metazoa; Arthropoda; Insecta; Diptera; Drosophilidae.